Hypanus sabinus (Atlantic stingray) is the source of this 1363-nucleotide messenger RNA. RefSeq lists its product as uncharacterized. Lineage: Eukaryota; Metazoa; Chordata; Chondrichthyes; Myliobatiformes; Dasyatidae. The coding region runs from base 101 to 919 and encodes 272 amino acids. Gene Ontology annotation, cellular component: axonemal microtubule. Gene Ontology annotation, biological process: axoneme assembly. The record is from RefSeq and is a predicted model, not a curated record. The transcript has a single exon.
ACCAAGGAGAGACGAGCAAGAGCGGAGCAAAGAGGGUCUGCGGUCGGGGGUGGGCUGAGAACUGGGGCCGAGGCCUAAGUGGAGCCGGGGAAGGGCCAGCAUGGCUGACUACCGUGUCCCGCCGUCUGCCCGCAGAGUCCAGUUUGAAGAACCGCAGGGUGAAGCCUGCGUUGCCAGCUCUGGUGCUGACCCGCUCCCUUCAACCCCGGUUCGGCUCAGAGACGCCGGGUCUUUCGCUCCAGAGCCUGAAGACACACGCUCACUGUUCAGUCCCGAUCUUAAAGUUAAGUGCGCGGGCUGCGAUGCUAACACUACAUCUGUCGCUCCAAAGCCGGGCUCCAGGAGUUCUUUGUGUGAUAACGUGAAUGCAUCCCUCGUUAGAAACUCAUGUGUCGAUCCCGCUGACAUCUGUGAUAACCGCUGUUUUACUGAGUUACGUGAUGAUUUCAACCCUUCUCGUGCUUUGUCACUCGAUUCUAAGGAUUCGAUAUGUUGUGAGAUCAAUUUAACCUCCGAAUGCAGAAGCACAAGUGAUGGUCACACGCAGUCCAUUGCUCCAAAAGUUGAGGGGAAAAAGGAAAUGAGAGGUGAUGAUCCCAUUUCUACAAACACUCGAAAGACGGCGGAUGGAAAGUGUUCUCCCUGUGUGAAUCCUGGAAACCCUGUCUUUUCCUGCAUGGAAAAAAUCAUGACGUCGCCGCAUCCCCCGACUCCAUUCGUGAAACUCCAGAAUCCGCUCUACAGAACCACUUCUGCCGACUAUGGAUCCAACAAUCCGACUUGUGACAUUGCACCUUCCGUCUACAAGCCGUUGUCACAGUCCUUCUCAGAAGUGCUCUGCACUACUGGGAUGUAUCGUAACCGCUCCCUGAAUACAGGGCUAGAUAAGAAGAGAGUUCACGACUUACUCCAAAUGUGAUUUUGAGGCCUGUCGGAAAAGUACUUUGUAAUUAUGUUUUGAAACUAUUUUGAUAAUGAAGACAAGUGCUCAUCUUGAUCAAUUUUACCUGACAUUGUAAUGGCGUGUGUUUAAGUAUGUAAAUCCUGAGUGUAGUUUGCAAAUGAUUGUCAUUUUCUAUGUUCAUAUUCAGUAUACCAGCCUUUAAUAUAAAUGGUUCGGACUUGCGCUAUAUGUCAUCUGGUUUCCACAUGCAUUCUCUCUGAACUUGACAUCCAUAAAUGGAAAGGAAUAGAAUACAAGAGACCAUUCAACUCAGCGUCUCUUCAUCCUAAUACAGGUUGAGUCCUCCUGGGGCUGGAACUGUUUCAGAUUUUGGAUUUUUCAUAUAGCUUGAGAUCGCCAUCAUUUCCAACUCAUGAUUUAUGUGCUAUCAUUAAACAGUCUUUGUCUUGCACUUGUUCA